This is a messenger RNA of Lachnellula hyalina, 1227 nucleotides long. RefSeq names its product Penicillopepsin-1 (gene PEPA1). The record is from RefSeq and is a predicted model, not a curated record. Bases 1 to 1227 code for a protein of 408 amino acids. NCBI's taxonomy places the organism in Eukaryota, Fungi, Ascomycota, Leotiomycetes, Helotiales, Lachnaceae. Gene Ontology annotation, biological process: proteolysis. Gene Ontology annotation, molecular function: aspartic-type endopeptidase activity. The transcript has 2 exons.
AUGCUAUUCGAGCUCUCACUCCUGGCUCUUGCCAUUGGUGCUCAAGCUGCACCGCUUGAUACAAACAGCACCACAUCUGUGCAAGGAAGCAAGUCGUUUUCUGCUCCUGCUGUUUACAACCCCAACUUCAAGCGUAAUGGCACAGCUGCCUUGUUGAAGGCCUACGCAAAGCACAAGUUGACGCCAACAAAAGACUUCUCCGAAGCAUUCCACUCUGCUCUAUCAAAUUCUAUUCAGAAGCGUCAGGAUGGUUCUGCUCCAGCCAUCCCCACAGAAUAUGAUUCCGAGUAUCUGGUUUCCACAACCGUUGGUGGACAAAAGUUAAACUUGGACUUCGACACUGGUUCCGCAGACCUCUGGGUCUUUUCCACUUCAUUGUCAGCAGCCAGCAAAAAGGGCCACAGUAUCUACAACCCCGCGGACAGUUCCACUUACAAGAAAAAGAGCGGCUACACAUGGUCGAUUGAGUACGGUGAUGGAUCUGGAGCAUCCGGAACUGUUGGAACCGACACGGUCACAGUCGGUGGAACCAGCGUGAAAGGGCAAGCAGUCGAGCUCGCCACCAAGGUCUCCUCAGAAUUCGUCUCAGACACAUCUGACGGCCUUCUCGGUCUGGCUUUCAGCAGCAUCAACACAGUCAGCCCAGAAUCCCAAGACACGUUCUUCGACAACGCGAAGGACGACCUUGACGCACCUCUGUUCGCCGCCUAUCUCCCCUUGACCGGCGACGGCGCGUAUGACUUUGGCUACACUGACAGCUCAAAGUACACUGGCACCAUUGAGUACACCGACGUCGACUCUUCAAAUGGUUUCUGGGAGUACCCCGCGACCGCAUACAAGGUCAGCGGCACGACGCAUACUGCGUCUGGCUGGACCGCCAUUACUGAUACUGGAACCACCCUCCUGCUCAUGGGUGACAGCGCCGUUGACAACUACUAUGACGCCGUUUCAUCUGCUUCCUACGACUCUGACCAGGGCGGAUACACUUUCCCUUGCAGCACCACUCUCCCAGAAAUUCAGCUCCGCAUCGGAAGCACCCACUAUGCUACUGUCCCGGGUACUAGUUUGAACUAUGCGCCUACUGAUUCCUCUGGUGAUACUUGCUUCGGUGGUAUCCAAAGUGUUGGUUCAGGAAGCCAAGCUAUCUAUGGUGAUGUUUUCUUGCACAACAACUAUGGUGUGUUUGAUGCCAGUGGGCCUAAAUUCGGAUUUGCUACUGUUGCAUAA